GCGCCGGGGUCUCGUGGCGCCACUUCCAAGCGCUUAGUGGUGUGUCCGCACACGGAGCUUUCCCGGACCGAGCUCGCGUCUCUUAGUGCCUUGCUCCUGGUCGGGGAGAGCGGCGCCGUGUGGACACGCCCUUAGUUUUGGUUCCAAAUGUUCCUCUUGUGCCGUGGGAAGAGGUAAAGGAAGCGGCUUCCGAAUCAGGUGUCGUGAAACAGUCCCAUGUCUUCAGUGCCGGCACUGCGAUUUCUUGAUUCCCUGCAGAGUCCCGUCAGGCAGCUCUGUUCGUCUAGAUUGGAUCAGAUCCGUGAUCUGAUGCGGAGAAUUCAAGGAUCACACACUUCCUGGAAUCCAUUCCUCCUUUGGUGUCACCAUUUCAUGGAUCUUAUUGCUGUAAUUUGUGUGAAUGACAGAGGAGGUGCCCCCAACUGCAGUUAGUGACAUAAAACUGCGUCUUCUCUGCCACGAUGACAUAGAUGUAGUGAAACAGCUCUGCGGUGACUGGUUCCCAAUAGAGUACCCUGACUCAUGGUAUCAGGACAUCACUUCCAACAAGAAGUUCUUUUCCCUUGGAGCCACCUACAGAGGCACCAUUGUGGGAAUGAUAGUAGCUGAGAUAAAGAGCAGAACAAAAGUGCAUAAAGAGGAUGGAGAUAUUCUAGCUUCCAGUUUUCCAGUCGAUACUCAAGUUGCUUACAUUUUAAGUCUAGGAGUGGUGAAAGAAUUUAGAAAACAUGGAAUAGGUUCCCUCUUACUUGAAAGCUUGAAGGAUCAUAUAUCGACAACUGCUCAAGACCACUGUAAAGCCAUCUACUUGCAUGUCCUCACCACCAACAACACAGCAAUUAACUUCUAUGAAAAUAGAGACUUUAGACAGCACCACUACCUGCCCUAUUAUUACUCUAUCAGAGGGGUCCUCAAAGAUGGCUUCACCUACGUUCUAUACAUCAAUGGUGGACAUCCUCCUUGGACAAUUUUAUAUCCUUUACCCUGGAUUUGAUUAGCUGCAGAGCGAGAUAUCCCAAAUACCAUGUGUCUGGUUAAAACAAACCCUGCAAAGCAAGUCUGUUUGCAAUUGACUAAUCCCAGUUUAAGGGUAGGCUUCACUGAACUGGAUUCCUUGCUUUCCAGAGGAGAUUUGGUUUUGUCUCUGACAUGUUCAUGCCUGACUUCCUCAGGAGUGCUGUGGGAUCUGUUCAGUAGAACAGUACAUGUCUCUUGUGAGGUUAGGGAUGCAUCUUUUCUACGCUGGACGACUGAUGGUAAUACAACUGUUUAGCUAGGACUAGGUGUGGAUGGGCACUGUGCAAAACUCACUCAGCACAGCUCUGUUGACUGCACCUGAGGCAAGACCUGCAGCUCCUCCCCUGCUAUUCCAGUCCCGGGCUCCCCACAUGGCUUUGUCAAUGUAUCUAAGGGCUCUUGUAUACUGCAUAUGCUUUGCUGGCAUAGCUGUGCCAGCAGAACCCCCUAGUGGAGAUGGAGCACAAACCAACACUUGUUCUGUCAGCAAAGCUAAUGUUGUUCGGGGAGCUGGUCUAGCUAUACCAACAGAAGCACCUUUCAGUCACCAUAGUGGUGUCUACGCUGGGGGGUUUGCCAGCAUUGCUGUGCUGAGUAGAGGUUGUGAUUUCCCACCCCCUACACUCCUAGCUGACACAGCUGUGCUAGCAACACUUAGUGUCCAAAGCCUUAAUCCCAACUUACAGCAUCAUCUUCGGAUCCGGUCUUGGUUUCCACUUGAGCAGAGACUGCUCCAUUGCGUGGUGGCUUCCACCAGGUGCCUUCCAAAUGGUUUCACUACUGAUGUGAUUGGGGACUUGAAAUCAGGUCUCAGAAAUGAAGGGCUAGUGAGCUGUUCUCCUCCGGUCCAGAGAAGACAGGCAGGGUUUGCCCUUUGUUGGGUAUAUCAGAAACUUGCUAACUAUUGUAGAUCAUGCAGAUAGAACCUUCCCAAUGCUAAUGGUGUGUUAGGCUCCAAAUGCAGUUGGAAGCAUGCUAUUCAGUAAGGUAUCUUACUCCACUCUUCUGAACAGCUCUAGGGAUUCACACACUCCUCAGGGAGGCAAGGUGGGUACAGAACACAGAUGACAAACUAAAUUAUAGGAUAUGCUUCAGGUCAGUCAGUCUGGGGGGAGCAUAAAGCAGUCCCUUUUCCCUAACUCCUUAAUGGUAACCAGGGCUUUGGAGCUGUGCUCUGGCUCCGCUCCAGCUCCAGGCAAAAACCUGCAGCUCCACUGCCCCAGAGCUGCUCCAUGCUCCAGCUCCGGGCUCCGCUCCAAAGCCCUGAUGGUAACGUGUAGUUGUAGCUGAGCAAUCAAAAUAUCUCUGCUGCCAGACGGGCCAUGGCUCCAGCAGCUGGAGUGCUGUGGAAUGAAAGUGAUUAUUCAGCUAAAGCAUUUCCUGGGCAUAUUGUAAGGAAUGUUCCCAAGGUGUCUUACUCUUACUGUGCGGUACAGACCUGCUUAUUUGUACCUGAGCAGUUAGCUGGCCAGUGCUGCUUUGCCUGGACUAGCUCUCAUUGCCUAUUACUGUCCUACAAGCUGCUGUCAAUACAGUAUGUUUUAGAUUAUUUCUUACAUUUCACUGUAAAUGUCCCUGUUGUUCUUAACUGAGGCUCACUGACUACCUACAGCAUAUUGGCUCAACGCUCGCCAGCCUGAGCCCAUGUUCGAUUCCUCACCGGAUAUACCGCCAAGCUCAGAGUCUCCUCCGCAGCCUGCUGCCAUGGUCUGGCAUUUCUGCAAAGAGCGGCAUUGAAUACAGCCGGGCAACGUGACCCAGUCAGAGGGUGGCGGCAAAGCGAGAGGAUAAUUCUUCCCUUUAUCUCCUGAAUCAUCUGGCUCUGCACUGAUUCCAGUGAUGCGGGCUUCCUAUCAACAAUCCAGCCUCUUAAAAUUGACCACUCAGCUGUGGAUUGACUGAGAUUUGGUAGACCAUAUGCUUGACUUGCUGCAGCCUCGAUUUGCUGUCUUCUUGGCCCAGAGUCCCAAGGAAUCCUGUGUGGAUUGACAGUCGUUGCUGUCUUAUAAGGGGUGUCACUGUGCUGUAGGCAAGUGGCCCUUCCCAUUACAGCUCUGUUUUUACACCUC
Molecule: messenger RNA, 3086 nt
Organism: Gopherus flavomarginatus (Mexican gopher tortoise)
Lineage: Eukaryota; Metazoa; Chordata; Testudines; Testudinidae
Gene: NAA60
Product: N-alpha-acetyltransferase 60, NatF catalytic subunit
Exons: 6
Coding region: 401-994 (197 amino acids)
Biological process (GO): N-terminal peptidyl-methionine acetylation
Cellular component (GO): Golgi membrane
Molecular function (GO): histone acetyltransferase activity; protein-N-terminal amino-acid acetyltransferase activity
Source: RefSeq, a predicted model, not a curated record